Desarmillaria tabescens is the source of this 704-nucleotide messenger RNA. RefSeq lists its product as uncharacterized. The coding region runs from base 78 to 629 and encodes 183 amino acids. Gene Ontology annotation, biological process: mitochondrial respiratory chain complex I assembly. NCBI's taxonomy places the organism in Eukaryota, Fungi, Basidiomycota, Agaricomycetes, Agaricales, Physalacriaceae. Gene Ontology annotation, cellular component: membrane; mitochondrion. The record is from RefSeq and is a predicted model, not a curated record. The transcript has 6 exons.
CCUCGUCAUCACCUUUACCAUCGUCUCAAAUUCUGCAAAAAUACCACGGUGUUGAAUUGGACUGGAGGAGGAGGAUAAUGUCGCUCUUUUCUCGCAUUUGGAAAAUCGUUCGUCAUCCAACGGGAUUCGUUGGGAAAGAUCUCGAAGGAAACAUGUUCUUUGAGCGUCCUAACCUAUUGCCAGAGGCGCGUCGGACAAAGAGGACGGUCAAAUAUCGUAAUCCUGGUGAUAUGUGGCUCUAUAUCGGUGGUCCGAAGCGCUUGCCGGUGCAAUGGUCGGCCUGGUUAUCGCAUACAAGACCAGAUCCUCCGACAAUUCAGGAACUGCAAAUUGACCUUGCUCGUCAGGAAAAAGUGCUUCGAAAUGCUGCGUUGAUUGAGACUCGAGACAGGGAAGAACAUCUCAGAAUGUCUUCCGGUCUGGAACCUGGUGCGAUUCCGUCUCAGGCUGCUCAGUCCUCGGAUGCUCGGUUGAGGCAGCCUCAGUCACCAUCAACGCAUGGUGAGACUGAAUCUGCGUCUCCACCAGCUCGGGAAGAGCCUGUCGCCAGGCCUCUACCUACCAUGCUAUCUCAGGAUAAGUAUGAGCCAGAGUCAUGGACUCCCAAAGCCCGUCUUCGAGGGCAAUAAUGGCUAAAGUAGUAGUAGCUACCUUCAAAGCGCAAAGUUAUCACUAUGUAAUGUUAUAAUGAGAAUUAUUACCCA